AAUAUUAAAGAUUAUGAUAAUAUGAGAGCACAUUCUACCCGCUCCCCGCCGCAGCGCCUUGAAACCAUCUCAGCAUCAACCAAAUCAAGAUCACCAAGCUUACGUGGAUCUAAACAUACAAAGGUUCCUACUAUCUCCAACCAGCCCUUGAAUACUCCUCUACCUGUUCCUAAGGAUGGAGUUCCUCAUCCUCAACCUUUCUAUGUUACUCAGGGUGUAGUACUGAAGCAGGUCGGUGACCGGCCCCCCUGGAAGCAAGUUAACCGGCAACAGGAGGUUCAGCUCCUGGAACUCUGGGAUUCCUCCGAAGAUCUACAGAAAAGAGUUCUCAAGGAAUUACUCAAGGAUUUUCUCCAUGAACAGAUUCACACAAUAUCUUCAGGUUAUAUCCUCGGGGCCAAUGCUAGAGUUCAAAAGGAUAGACAGUUACUAAUGUGGCUUCAUGAGGAGGUUAUAGAGCCGACUGUGUAUGAUGAGACGGAGCUGUGUGUUUAUGAGGAUAUCUGGGAUAAUGCUAGAAUGCUAACAGAGAGUCAAGCUAAACCUUACGAGAAGUUGUACGAGGAUCACACUCCAGACUCUUCUUUUCUUUCCUUCCUCAAGGAUCAUAGAAGAAAUAAUAUCACUCUAGAUCAGGGGAAGAGUUUAUAUGGACAUAAGAUGUAUGACAACUACGCUAUCCGUCGGCUGCAGGAGCUGUUCAUCACUCAGCUGGCCAGUCAGGUCCUCUUCCAGCAGGGGAUCCUCUUCAUGGAGCAGGAGAUGAAAGAACUGGAUAAUGAUGAGAGAAUCCAGACUGCUGGACCUCGAGCUCACAUAGAUCCAGACUGCUGGACCUCGAGCUCACAUAGAUCCAGACUGCUGGACCUCGAGCUCACAUAG
Messenger RNA from Eurytemora carolleeae, 882 nucleotides. RefSeq lists its product as uncharacterized. The record is from RefSeq and is a predicted model, not a curated record. NCBI's taxonomy places the organism in Eukaryota, Metazoa, Arthropoda, Copepoda, Calanoida, Temoridae. The coding region runs from base 22 to 882 and encodes 286 amino acids. The transcript is spliced from 8 exons.